AUGCUGUCCUACGUAAAAACCGUUGUGUUGGACAACUUCUCAUGGCCAUCAGUGCUACUGUUCGGUGGAAGCUUGGUAUUUUUGUACUGUAUGCCCAUGACCUAUCGCAAUGCUGACUCAUAUACCAUCACGUAGAUUCCAAGCUAUCUUCUCAUAUUAGCCAUUUACAAUGUCUUCUUCCAUCCACUGCGAAGGUACCCUUGCCCUAAAUAUUUUGCUGCCUCGCCUCUACCAUACGGCUUUUGGUAUAUUUCUGGGAAAUGGCACACAAAAAUUAUAAAACUUCAUUACAAGUACGGUCCAGUGGUUCGUAUAGGUCCGAAUGAGUUGUCAUAUUCUUGUCCUGAAGCAUGGGAUGAUAUUUACGGUCGCUAUGUACCAGCAAAACGAAAGGAGAACUCCAAGCCAGUGUGGUACUGUAGUCCAGAUGCCCACGAUAUGGUGGGUGCAAAUCUUGGAGACCACGGACGAAUGCGUCGUGUCUUUGCUCCUGCCUUCACAUACAGUGCAAUGUGCGACCAGGAGCCGUUGAUCAGCAAACACGUCGAUUUGUUCCUUGACCGGCUCGAAGAUAAAGCACAGGGUGGCACGGCAGAAGUCAAUAUACUGGAAUGGCUCACUUAUUGCACCUUCGACCUCAUUGGCGAUUUGAGUUUCGGCGAGUCUUUUGGCUGUCUUCGCGAGUCGAUGAUGCAUCCUUGGAUUCAGCUGGUCUUCGCUAACAUCUACGUAACGCAUAUUUUCAUUCUCUGCAGGCGGAUUCCGUUCUUCUUCGCUUUCUUGCCAAUGAAGACAACAUAUCAGCUGUUCAAGGACUUUACAAAACAUACCAAAGUUCUCCGGGAAGUGGUUGAUAGGCGCCUAGCGUUGACCACGAAACGACAUGAUUUCGUCGAUACGAUGACUAGCAGCCCAACGAAGACGCUGGUAAGUUCAUAUCAGAACUAUUUUUAAGAUAAAUAGAAUCACAGCUAAACCCUGUUACCAGUAUCUUACCCGUGAAGAAAUCUUCAAAAAUGCGGUUCUCCUCACCGGCGGCGGCGCCGAAACCACAUCCAGCUCUCUCACAGGAAUGUCAUACAUCCUCGCCACCCGUCCCCAUAUCAAAGAAGCAAUCUUCAAAGAACUGCACCAAGUGUUUGCCAGCGAAGACGAGAUUAACAUGCGCAGCGUGGCGAAAUUGUCUUAUACUGGCGCGUUCAUUGAGGAGAGUAUGAGGUACUAUCCGCCAGGACCAAACACGAUGUGGAGAGUGACGCCGCCUGAAGGAAACACGAUUUUGGGAGAUUUCAUUCCGGGGAAUGUAAGUAACACAAUUGUCAUAUACUUCAUAAUGAGCUAAUUGACAAACAGACUGUCGUUGGCAUUCCUCAUAGAGUGAUGUAUCGAAGCGAGUACAACUUCAAGAAAGCUGAUGAGUUUCAUCCGGAGCGUUGGUUACCUGAAGAACAGAGACCCCUGGAGUUUGCGAAUGAUCGAAGAGACGGAUUCCAUCCAUUCUCGUACGGCCCAAGAGCCUGUAUUGCUAUGAAGUAAGUCCUUACACAGUGGUACACUGUUAUGAUGCUGACGAUCAAAAAGUCUCGCAUAUGCAGAGAUGCGUUACAUUCUCGCUCGCUUGCUGUGGAAUUUUGACCUUGAGAUGACGGAGCAAAGUCGCAAUUGGAUGGAUAAUCAGAAGGCAUAUCUUGUUUGGGAUAAGCCUGGGCUAUUCUUGAAGUUGAAGCCGAGGGAAAAGGGAGUGAGAUAG
Messenger RNA from Hymenoscyphus albidus, 1750 nucleotides. Lineage: Eukaryota; Fungi; Ascomycota; Leotiomycetes; Helotiales; Helotiaceae. The record is from the annotation of a GenBank genome assembly.